AAUUGUUAUCAACGCUUUCAAGAGUAGCCUCGGUUAAGUUUUAUGGCCUAUACAAUGUAAUUUUUGAAGUUUGUUCGGUGAUCUUUCUCUCAAUAGAAGACCUGCCACGGUGCUGGUACUUCUGCGCUCGUCACCUCAAGUCGUCUUUAUGUUUGACUGCCUCGACCAAUCACCGUUAAGCACCUUAUACAAUGAUCUACAAAAAGUAGAUGAAAGGAAAAUGUCUGAGCUUUCCUGAUCGACAUUCAAAACUUCAAACGAUAGCAACUGACGGGGGAAGUGUUUUGCUAUAAAAAGCUGCCGCUCUCGAGGAAACUGAUCUAAUCAUUUUCCCGUGUGAACGACGUUGCGUCACCCACCAGCCGAGCUAGUUGUUUUCUGAACGAUAAGUUUUGCUUGGUCAUCGAUUCAGGGAUUAAGUCUGGAGGACUAAUUGAACUACGAAAAAAGUUUGGAUAACGUUUUGAUCUACGCUUUUCACUCUGAUCAGUUGAAAUCUCCACUAUCUUGGCAAUAACUAACAAGAACAUGGUUUCUACUUGGUCGACUGACAUAAGAUGGUCUAAGCUUCGCCAAUUUGAGUACGGUGAGCCAAACAACCACGCCGGGGAACUGAAAAAAGCUUUGCACACUGCCAGCGACGAAAGCGACGAUGAAUGGCUGGCUCAGCUCGAAAGAGACUACGCUACAGCGAAGCGAAAACAUCGAGCUUAUUGGACUUCCCUGGAGCGAGUUCUUGCACUUGCGCUCAUAAUUUUCAUCAUUAUUACCGUAUCUUUAGCUUUUGUUCUGAUAUAUAAACAAUAUCACAUAGCGGUGAUAUUCGGCAGCAGUGGAUACGGUCCAGAUAUCUGCGAGACCCCAGGAUGUGUGGCUGCAACAUACAGUAUUUUAAAUCACGUGGACAAAGCAGUGGACCCCUGCGAUGACUUUUACAAUUACGCGUGCGGAAACUGGUUCAAGCGCAUUUUUAUCCCACCGGGUCAUUCAAAAUGGACCGCUUUUCAUCAGGUUUCCGACAACAACCUGAUUAUUCUGAAGAAGAUUCUUCAAAAGGCACACUUUGGUGUUAAUGAAACUGCUACGAUCUUCAGUAAAGUAAAGGAUUAUUUCUCAGCUUGCAUGAAUAAAACCGUGGUCGAAAAUCGUAGUGCAGGGCCUCUCAAUAAACUUAUUCACUUUGUGGGAUCUUGGACAAUAACCAACGCUUCCGACGUAGGGCCCUGGUCUCCAGAGUCAUGGAAUUUUGAACAAGCCCUCAGUAGAAUUCACAAACUGAAGAGCAUGCCUUUGUUUUAUAUGUUUGUAUCGGCGGAUGAUCGGAACUCGAGUCACAAUAUCAUACAGGUCCAGCAAGCGGGUAUCACAUUGUCAGACAGAGAUUAUUACUUUAGAAACGAAUCAGACAAGGUCCUGCAAGCGUACAAAGAGUUCAUGGUAAAGGUAGGUACACUCUUAGGUGGUGAGGCGAAUAGCACACGACAUCAGAUGGAGGAAGUGUUUCAACUUGAGAAGAAACUUGCAGAGAUCUAUGAACCGAAAGAACGGCUGAGAGACAUGGAGAAGAUUUAUCACAAGAUGACGGUCGCCGAACUUCAACAACUGGCGCCUGCGAUUUCAUGGUUGGAUUACAUGAAUGCGAUGUUUAGCAGCCCAGUCACACAUCAGGAGUCUUUGGUGGUUUAUACACCGGAGUACUUGAAAAACAUGUCCAACCUCGUCAUCAGAACAGAUCGAAGAAUCCUGGCCAAUUACAUGGUGUGGCAUCUUAUCAAGCCGCUGAUAGGAGAGCUGUCCAAACCGUACCGUGAUGCAUCAUUGGAACUGCUGAAAGUGGAGAAGGGGGUGGAAGCUGGAGCCCCGCCCUGGAAAAGCUGUGUCACUAAAACUAACUCAGUCAUGGGAUUUGCCACAGGUUACCUGUACAUAAAGGAACAAGCUGGGAAAAACGCCAAGCAACAGGCAGAGGAAAUGAUAGCCGAGAUCAAGGACGCAUUUAAAACAAACCUACCCCAAGUGAAGUGGAUGGAUGAGGAAACGAAAACCAAAGCAUUGAACAAGAUUACGGCAACCUUUGACAUGAUCGGUUAUCCAAAGUGGAUAGAAGAUCCAGAAAAGCUGGAUAAAUAUUAUGAAAAUCUUACAAUCGGUCCUGAUAAUAGUUUUGAGAAUUACCUGGAAGCCAGAAGAUUUUUCCACAACAAGUCUAUGAACAGGCGCGGAAAGCCAGUCGACAGACAAGAAUGGCACAUGACUCCAGCCGAUGUUAACGCGUACUACAACUCUCCUAACAACUACAUAGCUUUCCCGUCGGGAAUUCUACAGCGACCGUUCUUUGAUCCAGAAUUUCCACAGUCGGUCAACUAUGGAGCAGUCGGCGUGGUAAUGGGACAAGAAUUAACUCAUGGAUUCGACGAUCGAGGUCGCUUGUUUGACGAGCAUGGUAACCUGGCCAGUUGGUGGAACAACCAAUCAGUGAGAGCGUUUCAAGAACACGCUUCAUGUAUGGUGAAUCAAUAUGCCAACUUCAGUGUGGCCGGAAUGAACGUCAAUGGAAAACAAACACUUGGGGAGAAUAUAGCAGAUAACGGAGGACUUAAGCUCGCCUACGCCGCGUACCAGACCUGGGUCGCAAAGAACAACAGAGAAUUAAAACUACCGGGCUUGGAUUUCACACCAGAACAACUGUUCUUUCUUGGAUUUGCGCAGGUUUGGUGUUCAGCAACGUCUGACGAACGUGCCCAGCAUGCUUUGCUAACCGAUGUUCACAGCCCUGAGAAAGUUAGAGUUCUGGCAGCAGUCGCCAAUUCAAAGGAAUUUGCCGAGGCUUUCCAAUGUCCAGUGAACAGUUCUAUGAACCCUGUCCACAAGUGUCACGUCUGGUGAUGGAUUAAGACAACAAACAAAACAAACAAAAUAGUAUCUUUAAGCUAUGUUGAGCUAUAUUUAGAAACGGCAGGAAAUUUUUCUUAUUCUGCGUUGCUUAUUUAAGAACAGCUAGGACAUUGAUUUUUAACAAAAGCCACAAACGAUUCUAGUGACGAAGUCGGAGUCGGAGUCGGGGUCGGAAUCGUAGUCGGAGUCGCAAGAGAUAGCUUACGAAUUAGUGAAAAUCGAAAAUCGGAGUCAUAAGCGGAGUCGUAAGCCCGACGGAAUCGGAGCCGGAAGAAUCUGAACGCAUCCAUUUCGUCAGAUUCCGUUUACGACUCUGUCAAUUACGAUCUCAGAAAACUAGUAGAUUGUCGGAGUCGGAAGCAAAAGCGGAGAACCAACCAAUCACAAGGUGCUGAAUCGAGCAUUGUAAUUGAUUUAUUUUUCUGCUUCUGCUUCCGACUCCGACGAUCUAGUUUUCACGAGAUCAUAAGCGACGGAGCCGUAAGUAGAAUCGGUGUUCUGCGUCCGACUCGGUUUAAUUUCCAUUAGGUCGUAUUCUGUCGUAUUGCUCUACGCUUCUGAUCACGACUUCGUCGCGAGCGAAAACCAGCCUUUAGCAAUGACUAAAACUGUAUACUGAACAAUGGGGUUUUAAAAAAUUCAGAAUUACAAAGACAGUGCAUAGAAAACGUGAAUCAAAAUCAUGAUAGCGGAAUAUGAUAAUAACCUCCAGCUCGUAUUUUGUAACUGUAAUCUAUCACUGAAUAAUGCAAUCUGAGAAAUCUAUUCUCUACUCUUGCGCACUAUGAAAACGCACCGUUCUGUUGGUUUCCACUCUCUGAUAAUGGGUCUUCAUUUCUGUUUUUGUAUGUUUUAAGACCUGCGUUUGCCAUACUGGCUGACUUGGUUUCUGAUUGGCCAAACAAUUGAAAUGUCCGACGACAGAGUUACUUUAGGCUCGAUUUCCGUCGCUUACUCGAGUCCAGUCUACGCUCCUCCCAGAGAGAGUUUGGGGGAGGAGCGCGGACUCCUUUCUCAAACAGCGGCUGGUAAUCGAGCCUAGAGUCACUUACUUACAUGGAUUCAUAACUUUGAUUCGAACGAUGGUGGAUUUAGCUUUUCAGCCAAUAAGUUUUAUUCGUAUUCCCGGACCGCUAUUAUGGACACUGAAAAACUGUAUUUAUAUCUGAGCUAAAAAACGUGUCUUAUCCACUCCAGAACAGAAAUCUGAUUAAUCGUAAUACACUACGGCGAGUGAGCUUUGCUGUAACGGGCUUGCCUACGAGUAGAGUAGGGUGACAAACAUUUUGUUAUUAUAAACAUUAAGAAAAUCUCUAACAUUCUUAAGUGCAGUGGGUUAAUAUAGCAACGAAGGAUUAAUAUUUAAAAUGUCAUCGUGAUAAGUUUUUUUCGUCAAAAAGAACGCCAAUUGGAGAUGUUAAAGACACUGGUUCAAAAGGUAUUUUUCUUAAAAUAGCUUUAAUAUAAUAAAAGUAAUUGUAUUUAACUGAUACAGGUAUUUUUUUAGACUAGGGGGUAAGUUCAGUAGUGUCUUAAUUCAAAUGAACAUGAGGGCUUUUUGUGAGUUUUAAGAUAUCAAAGUUGGUUCACUCUAAAAUCAGCUUCAAGAGGACUAGUUAUAAUUGUGGUCGAAGUAUGUCGCAUAGAAAAGAAAAAUAUGACAAACGGGUUCACUGUUGAAAUCAAAUGCAUUAAAAAAAAUAUACUAAUUAUACUACGUCUAAUAUUAUAUUAUAAAAAUGAGCAAUGCCCGUGCUAUCACGUCUUUUAAAAAUAGCGAAAAGUUUAUAAAUAGAUAUUAGAUAGUGGUUUCAAAGAUAGCUUUUUCUGGUACAAUAAAUGUUAACCUUUAAGAUCCUAGGUUUUACCUGGUUAGCCCCGAAAUGUUCUUAUAUGUGCGGUAUCUACCUUCAAUUAAGGUAAUUUAUUUUCUAACUAAGAACCUGUUUCAGUUUUCAGGCUCGACAGGUUCUUUUAAGUUAGUGAUUAAAAUCAUACGACAUUAGUCGCCAACAAAACAAAAUUUCGUCCAUAAUCGAUCCAUAACCAUUUUUCGAACCUAGUCCUUGAGGCUUUCUUUAAGAGCUACAAAUAUUAAAGCUUAUAAAAUACUUAUUAAAGCUUAUAAAAUACAUACAAAACUUGUAUUUAAUCUACGUAUUUAAUCUUAAAACUGACAAAGAAUUGCAGAAUAAAACUUAUCAUCAGAUUGCU
Orbicella faveolata is the source of this 5109-nucleotide messenger RNA. Its product is annotated as endothelin-converting enzyme homolog. The record is from RefSeq and is a predicted model, not a curated record. Gene Ontology annotation, cellular component: plasma membrane. Lineage: Eukaryota; Metazoa; Cnidaria; Anthozoa; Scleractinia; Merulinidae. Gene Ontology annotation, molecular function: metalloendopeptidase activity. Gene Ontology annotation, biological process: protein processing.